Hippocampus zosterae (dwarf seahorse) is the source of this 4573-nucleotide messenger RNA. It is a transcript of the gene syt1a, whose product is annotated as synaptotagmin Ia. Lineage: Eukaryota; Metazoa; Chordata; Actinopteri; Syngnathiformes; Syngnathidae. The record is from RefSeq and is a predicted model, not a curated record. Gene Ontology annotation, molecular function: phosphatidylserine binding; calcium ion binding; clathrin binding. The transcript has 11 exons. Bases 412 to 1689 code for a protein of 425 amino acids. Gene Ontology annotation, cellular component: axon; synaptic vesicle membrane; dense core granule. Gene Ontology annotation, biological process: calcium ion-regulated exocytosis of neurotransmitter; regulation of dopamine secretion; synaptic vesicle endocytosis.
CAAUCACGGUCGAGAGCUCGCUGCUGCGGGAUGCUGGAGGGAUUCCGAGGAAUCGUUCUCCGAGUGUUGUGAUCGUCACCGCCAUAAACAGAUCAUCAUCCAGGCUCCACCCCCGAGGUCCCCUCCCUGCCUCGCUCACUCCCUCGCUCUCAUCCCCUCUUGUUUGGCGUGUCGCUACCUCUCCCAACUCCAGAUGCCUCCCCACCAGGAAGGUGCGCCGGCCGCCGUCUGCAAGCAAACGCCGCUGUCAAGCUAGGACUGGACGGACCCCGGCCGAGUGAACAAAUCCGGCGCUUCGCAACUUGACGCCACGCAACACCCUGAGCUUCUUGGGACCAGGAACAAGACCUCCUGCCUGCCUGCCUGCCUGCCUGCCAGCGCUAAGACGAGACUGCUGCCAGGCUCGGCAAGAUGAACGAGAGUCGGAGGGAAGCGCUGGCGGCGGCCCCCGCGCCCACCGCCUCCUCCUCCUCCUCCUCUUCCUCAUCGUCCGGCAACACCACCAACAUGGCGGGCGGCCCCGGCGCCGGACCCAAGGACGAGGCCUUCUCCAAGCUGAAAGACAAGUUCAUGAACGAACUCAACAAGAUCCCACUGCCGUCGUGGGCCAUCGUGUCCAUCGCCUUCGUGGCCAUCAUCCUGGUGCUGGCCUGCUGCUUCUGCGUGUGCAAAAAGUGGAUCUUCAAGAAGAAGAACAAGAAGAAGGGCAAGGACAAAGGCAAAAACGCCAUCAACAUGAAGGACGUCAAGGACGGGGCCAAAACCGAGGCCUUGAAGGAUGAGGAGGACGCCGAAACGGGCCUGACGGAAACGGAGAAAGAGGCCGAGCCCAAGGAGGACCAGAAACUGGGCAAAUUACAGUACUCGCUGGAUUACAAUUUCACCGAGAACACGCUCAUGGUGGGGAUCAUCCAGGCGGCCGAGCUUCCCGCCAUGGACAUGGGCGGCACGUCCGACCCCUACGUCAAGGUUUACCUGCUGCCUGACAAGAAGAAGAAGUUUGAGACCAAAGUCCACCGCAAGACCCUCAAUCCCGUCUUCAACGAGCAGUUCACCUUCAAGGUUCCCUACGUGGAGCUGGGCGGGAAGACCCUGGUGAUGACGGUGUACGACUUUGACCGCUUCUCCAAGCACGACGCCAUCGGCGACAUCAAGGUGCCCAUGAACAAGGUGGACUUCAGCCACAUCACAGAGGAGUGGCGAGACCUGCAGAGCGCCGAGAAGGAGGAGCAAGAGAAGCUGGGCGACAUCUGCUUCUCGCUGCGCUACGUGCCCACCGCCGGCAAGCUCACCGUGGUGGUCCUGGAGGCCAAGAACCUGAAGAAGAUGGACGUGGGUGGCCUUUCGGAUCCGUACGUGAAGAUCCACCUGAUGCAGAACGGCAAGCGCCUGAAGAAGAAGAAGACCACCAUCAAGAAGAACACGCUCAACCCCUACUACAACGAGUCCUUCAGCUUCGAGGUCCCCUUCGAGCAAAUCCAGAAGGUGCAGGUGGUGAUCACGGUGCUGGACUACGACAAGAUCGGCAAGAACGACGCCAUCGGCAAAGUCUUCGUGGGCCUCAACAGCUCGGGCACGGAGCUGCGCCAUUGGUCCGACAUGCUGGCCAAUCCCAGGAGACCCAUCGCCCAGUGGCACGUGCUCAAGCCCGAGGAGGAGGUGGACGCGCAGCUCUCCACCAAGAAAUAGGCAGGAGCCCCCCCCCCCUCUCGACCCUUCAACCGCCCCGCGCCCCCUCCUCGCCUCGCCCGUCGCCUCCUCCACGCUCCUGCCUUCUAGUGGAAAAAGGGGGGCGGCAAGGUAUGACGGGGGGUGGUGGGGGGUACACGAGGCCGUCCGAGUAUUUAUUGCGUCAGGAACGCUGGUAUACACAUUUUGACGGAACCGUUUCUUCCAUUUUGUGAGCUUUCUUGAAAUGAUGCUUUGAUCAAAUCUUUGGUUCAAUGUUGCUUUGGUGUGUGUGAGUAAUGACAUUGUCAAACAAUGGAACACAUACGCCCCCCCCCCAUCCCCCCCAACCAAAAAUAAUGUGAAACAGUGGGUGAUUUCAUUUAUUGGAAAUCAUCAGAUCAUGAUUUUCAUUUUCCGUGUCCAUUUUUAACAAUGUUGAUUUGACCAAUGAAUAUUCAUCACUGAAUAGAAAUUACAUUUUUUGGGGGAGAACGCAGAUGUUCUGCAAUUUGCGAGAAAUCAAAAUGUGGCCCCUGGAGCAACGAACCUUUCCUGCCACCCCCCACCCCCCCCUUUUCAAUUGCCAAUCUGUGUAAAUACCUCAGUGAUAGCCACGCCUCUGUAUCCUCGCCAUCAGGGUCUCUCUCGUCGCUUGGUCGCCCCCCCCCCCCCCCCCAUCAGCCCUUUGGCCAGGCCCCACCCGCCCCAGCCCCUCCUUCUUUUAAGCAAUAUGAUGUGUAGAGACGACAGCAUAGCGCAUGACCGACACACUUGUACAUAGAUGAUGUCCAUCCAUCCGUCCGUCCAUCCGCGCGCCGUACUGUAAACCGUAUACGUGAUGCAGGCCCACGCAUUUCCCAGUUGACGUGUUUCUAUGUUGUUCUAGCUGGAUGUUUUGACGACAGACGUUCUAUUUUAAACGCGUGUACAUGGCGCACGUACGUGUGUGUGUGUGAGAAAGUGUGUGCGUGACCCAGUGUGAACCAGAGCCAAUAUGAUGCAAGCCGGGACUUCUGAAGAAUACUCCGUUCGGACAUUCCAAAAUAGGCAUUUGCAUGAUUGCGUUGUACGCGCGCACGAGCAAACGUCCAAAAGACUAACUAAACUGCUUUGGUUAUUUGAAGGGAGGGGCUUCUAUAAGCACAUGAUUUCUUAAGAAUUUUUUCUACUUAUUCGUCAGUCCGAGGGUCCUCGCUUCGACUUAAGCGUACGACCAAUCUCGCAUCCUUUUGCUCUACGCCCCCGCUGAAGUCGAGCCAUCGUGAUAAAAGCACCAAGUUGUCGCCGUCGUGUCCUUAUCUCUUUACCCCCCCUUUUUUUUUUUGGUUUGUUUGUUUGCCUUGUCGGCCGGCGUCGCUGCUUUUUUUGUUGUUGUUUCCCCCCCCCCCCCCCCCCACCCCCAAUUGCAGAAGACAAAAAUCGCCCUCAGGGGACGCCGGUACGUAAACACUGCCAUGCGCCAGGGGGGGUUCCCUUGCUCCCCUCCCCUCCUGCGUCGAACACUUGUUUGGGAACAAAACCAGUCCUGGCCUUCAGUUGCCUCUUCGUAGACGCCAUUUUUUUUUUCGCUGCCAAUCCUUGGAUGUGUUAAACAUAAACUAUUAAUCUGUUGUUUGAAUGACAACAGGUGGUGACAAAGGCCAAUUGUCCCUUCUGCCAUUUUGUUGAAGCGCAUUUAAUUGUUCUGCCGAUCGCUAUAAGUCGCUGGCACUGAUAUAUUUCUAGGAAAUAAAUUGGAUCAUUUCAGUGGUUGGGAAUAUGACCGCUUUUCAAUGUUUUUAUCAAAUCUCGUGUCCAGGUAGUGAGGGGGGACUUUUUUUUUUCAGCGUUGUCGUGUAGUUGGCAUAGCGCCAUUUGCGGAGAAGCUACCCAUCCCCACCAUUCCGCGGGUGUCUCGCCAGACGCCCACUUUGUGUGUCACUGUGAUGCCGUGCGUGUAGACGUGUAGACUUUGCGCUAGUUUGCUCCGUAGUGACGUCGCCCAUUUACCGCCAAGAGAGUUUGGUGAGCACUGUGCAAUACUCCGCGUGCGUGUGUUCAUUCCAUUAUCUGAAAAUGGCGAAAUACCGAGCGAGGAAGCGGCGACGAUGUUCCCCGUUUGGUUUGGUUUUCCUCUGGUGUGCGCGUGAGUGUCUGCGUGUGUGUGUGUGCGCGCGUGUGCCUGAGUGUGUACACGCGCACAGUUCAGGGAGUUAAAUACCAAACGAGCUCUCCAUAUCUCUGUGGGUGUGGGUGUGGGUGUACAUAUUUACAUACAAAAAUGUAUAUCUAUGAGAAUUAUGAUAAUCUAAUCUUCUUUUACGUGUCGCCAUCCUUUUCUAACGGAGGUUACAAUGUUGAAUGUACAGUUCGGACCGUGUUGGUGUUGGUUAGAUGUACUUUGCACUUUUAUUUUGUACAAAAACGACGUUUUACACCCUCCUUUUGUGUCAUUUUCAAGCCCCUCCCCUUCCCAAAGAAGAAAAGCAGCAAAUUUUAAAGAAAACGUGUUGGAGGGGAGAAAGAAAAUGUGCAAAGUAGAAAAGGGGCAGGAACGUGGUGGCAGCGCAGGAAAACAAAAACAAAAAACUCGACUAAAUAAAAGCCAUUCAACUGCACCUCCGCACCAAGCUCCGCCUCUGACGAUUACCUGCACCAAUCAGAGCAAAGCGGUGUGAAAAGGACGUGAAGAUCCUCGUUGCCUUUGCUGUUUCAAAAACUGCCUGCUUAGCUAUUUUGUGAGUUUUCUCCUCUGUAAUCUCGUAAAAUUGUUCAUUCUUUUCUUUUUUAUUUGAUUUUCUCUGUGAGUGUGUGUGUGCGUGUUGUGAUUAACUCUGUGGAGUUUUCUGUUGUUCUAUAACUUCAUAAUCUACAAUGAUCAAUCAAUAAAAAAAAUAUUUUAUUUCCCUGUUGAGAUACAGAA